AUGGCUGCCGGUCGCACAGAGUUUGUGCUUGCCGCUCUUGGGGUGCUUAGCGUCUGGUCAGCGGGCGGCUCUGGGCCUGUGGCAGAGACGGAGGCCGGUGGGGAAGCGGAGUGGGCGGAGCCGUGGGACGGCGCUGUUUUUCGGUCUCCUUCGGCGCUGGGCGUUGUGGGGGUGGCGCAGAGUCGGGGGAGCCGGCGGCUGGGGCGGGAGGAGGCAGCGGACUUGCCGGUACUGCUGUGGUGGAGCCCUGGACUGUUCCCCCACUUCCCGGGCGACUCUGAGAUUAUUGAGUGCGCGCGCGGCGCAUGCGUGGCGUCCCGAGACCGACGGGUCCGCGCAGACCCGCGGACGCGCGCGCUGCUCUUCUACGGUACCGAUUUCCGAGCAUCGGACGCACCCCUGCCGCGUUUGGCGCACCAGAGUUGGGUGCUCCUGCACGAGGAGUCGCCACUCAACAACUUUCUCCUUAGCCACGCGCCAGGCAUCCGCCUCUUCAAUGUAACCGCUACCUUCAGCCGCCACUCAGACUACCCGCUGCCGCUGCAGUGGCUCCCGGGGACGGCCUACUUGCUCCGUGCCGCACCCCCGCUGCGGGAGCGCGCCCAGUGGCGCCGCCGCGGCUACGCGCCGCUGCUCUACCUGCAGUCCCACUGCGACGUACCCGCGGACCGAGACCGCUACGUGCGCGAGCUCAUGCGCUACAUCCCGGUGGACUCGUAUGGGAAAUGCCUGCAAAACCGAGAACUUCCCACCCCGCGGCUGCAGGACACGGCCACAGCCACCACCGAGGAUCCAGAGCUCUUGACGUUCUUGUCCCGUUAUAAGUUCCACUUGGCCCUCGAAAAUGCCAUCUGUGACGACUACAUGACAGAAAAACUCUGGCGCCCCAUGCACCUGGGCGCUGUGCCUGUGUACCGGGGCUCCCCCUCUGUGAGGGACUGGAUGCCUAACAAUCACUCCAUCAUCCUUAUUGACGACUUUGAGUCCCCGCAGAAGCUGGCGGAGUUUAUUGACUUUCUGGACAAGAAUGACGAGGAGUACCUGAAAUACCUUGACUACAAGGAGCCCGGGGGCAUCACCAACCAGUUCCUCCUGGACAGCCUGCAGCAGCGGGAGUGGGGCGUUAAUGACCCUUUACUGCCCAACUACCUCAAUGGCUUCGAGUGUUUCGUCUGCGACCAUGAGCUGGCUCGGCUGGAUGCUGAGAAGGCCCACGCGGCCUCUCCUGGGGACACCCCUAUCCCUGAACCUCGCAUUGCCCAACCCUCACACAUGGCCUGCCCAGUGCCUGCGCCUGGCUUUGGUGGUGUGGAAGAGAUUCCUGACAAUGACAGCUGGAAGGAAAUGUGGCUGCAAGAUUAUUGGCAAGGUCUGGACCAGGGAGAAGCUCUCACCACCAUGAUCCACAACAAUGAAACCCAACAGACAAAAUUUUGGGAUUACCUGCAUGAGAUCUUCAUGAAAAGGAACCAGAACCUCUAA
Molecule: messenger RNA, 1482 nt
Organism: Elephantulus edwardii (Cape elephant shrew)
Lineage: Eukaryota; Metazoa; Chordata; Mammalia; Macroscelidea; Macroscelididae
Gene: POFUT4
Product: fucosyltransferase 11 (alpha (1,3) fucosyltransferase)
Exons: 3
Coding region: 1-1482 (493 amino acids)
Cellular component (GO): Golgi membrane
Molecular function (GO): alpha-(1->3)-fucosyltransferase activity
Source: RefSeq, a predicted model, not a curated record